UCAACAUUUUAUUUACCAUAGGCUUAUUUUUAGAAACUUCGAGAUUGACAAUAGCUUGACUUUAUACACUAACACUCUUUACCCAACUAUGUAUGAAGUACCUCAUCCCUACUGAGCUUGAUUUUGCUUGUGAAGAUACAUUUGGUGACAGAUAUAGAAUUUUGGGUUCGUGUGAUGGGUUGUUCUGUAUUUGCCGUGAUUUUGAGGAUCUGUUUCUAUGGAAUCCAUCUACAAGAAAGUUAAAAGAAUUGCCAUCUUCAGGAAUUAAUGUGUUGCGCGAUAGUGAGGGUAUUGAUAUUUCUUAUGGAUUUGGUUAUACUGAGUGUCAAAGUGAUUACAGAGUAGUAGAAAUUGUGCGAAAUGAAAACAGUAAUCGUUACAAUGUUAGUGUUUAUAGUUUAAGAACUAAUUCUUGGAAAAGGAUUCAAGAGUACCUGAGUAUUAUCUUCUGGGAUCAUUCUGGUAAAUUUGUAAAUGGAAAACUUCACUGGAGCGCCGAAGAUCGUGUUAGUGAUGGGAAUUCCACAUGGUUUAUUUCUUUAUUCAACACUGCAGAUGAGACAUUUGGAAAUGUAGCGUUGCCCAACCCAAAUGGUAGUUUUUUUGACUGCGAAAUAGGGUCUUCAGGUAAUCUAUGUUUAUUUUGUUACGAAGAAUUGAAGACGGAUGUGUGGGUAAUGAAGGAGUACGAUGUUGCAGAGUCAUAGACCAAGGUGGUUUCGAUCCCCACAAAAAAUUAUGACGCUUGGUCAAUUUUCAUCUCCCAAAAUAAUGAAAUUUUAGUGCAUGAAUCUAGAAGCAUAGUGUGGUAUAAUUCAAGAGAUAACACUUUCAUGCGUCCUGAGGUUCGGAUACGUUGUGAUUCUGCAAACAACCUUGGUUUGUACAGUGAAAGUCUUGUUUCUCCAAAUUUUCUAGAGGAACCUACGGAUCAAUGAGUGAAAGGGUGGAAAUUCGUGCUAUAGUUUUCUAGGUCUAGUGCAUAAUGAAGUACUAACAAAAAUUUCUCUGUGAAUGAUUCUUGAGAUUUAGCAAAGAGUGGAACAAAAUUGUGGCAUGACGUAGUUAGUGUAAAAUUUGGUUGGAGGCAGAUAGCCAGACUUCACUUUAUAUACUGGCUGUAUAGUAGCAUCUUUUUCUUGAUUUUUCAAUCUCAGUUUGUCAAUGGUACUUUCUUUGGUCGAAGAUC
Molecule: messenger RNA, 1189 nt
Organism: Nicotiana tabacum (common tobacco)
Lineage: Eukaryota; Viridiplantae; Streptophyta; Magnoliopsida; Solanales; Solanaceae
Product: F-box/kelch-repeat protein At3g23880-like
Source: RefSeq, a predicted model, not a curated record